Messenger RNA from Chelonus insularis, 3942 nucleotides. RefSeq names its product solute carrier family 24 member Nckx30C (gene Nckx30C). Gene Ontology annotation, cellular component: plasma membrane. Gene Ontology annotation, molecular function: calcium, potassium:sodium antiporter activity; calcium channel activity. Gene Ontology annotation, biological process: intracellular calcium ion homeostasis; calcium ion transmembrane transport. NCBI's taxonomy places the organism in Eukaryota, Metazoa, Arthropoda, Insecta, Hymenoptera, Braconidae. The coding region runs from base 726 to 2795 and encodes 689 amino acids. The transcript is spliced from 7 exons. The record is from RefSeq and is a predicted model, not a curated record.
GGCCUAGUAAGACAGAGAAGACUGUAGAGGACGUGCGGAGGACGUACGGGAGGGCUAACACUCAGCAGGGGGUGUAAGAGGUAAAGACAGGAACGGGAGCAAGAAUGGUAACCGUAACGGGAAAGAGAACGGGAAUGGGUUUGUUCCAGUGUGCAGCGGGCGGGCAUCGCGGCGGCGACGCCGUUUUGCUGCUCCUGUAGAUGGUGUCGUUUGUGCACCAGUCGGUGUGUCGAACGUGACGUUCAGGUUAAUAAAAGCUUACACCCUAAAUGAUGAUUAUUAUUAUUAAUAUUGUCUUAAUUAUUAACAUCAAUAUCAUAUCACUAUGAUAUGUUGUGGGUCAGUUUAUAUAAUACUGAUGGUUAAUAAUUGGCGGUUUCAAGGUAAUAAUAUAUAGGUUAGAUUGUGAAUCUGUGUAGAAGAUUGGAUAGGAUUGAAAAGGAUAUAAUAAAUCAAGUGCCGCACCUAGUCUCUCUAAAAAGUGAGAAGAUAAUAAUGAUGCGAUCAAAAUUUAAUAGAAUAACCCAAGGGCCUCCUUGAUAACGUUUAGCAUCAUUUCAUCAACUGUGUGAUCAAUGUGGUUAGUGGAGAAUUGGUGAUGUAGAAGAUGGUGAUGGUGCAGUGAUACACAUUUAGAUCUGGUGUGAUUAAAAGCAAGUGAGAAUAAAAAAGUACGAGAGAAUAGAGGAAGAGAAAGAGAGUGUAUGUAUGUAUGACAUUCAAGUAUGAAGGGAAAUUGCGUUAUAUUUGUGUGGAAGAUGAUGGCAACGCUCCUGGUGCUGAUUGCAGCAUCAACGUCGUCCACAAGGGCUCACCGUCCUGUACCUAGUAAUCCUGUAUUACCACUUCCCAGUUCUGCCUCGCCUGUGUCUACGCUUGCAGGUUCCAAUAACUCAACUCAUGUAAACACAGACAAUCAUGAUGAAUACGAUGGCUACAAUGCAACACUUCAUCAUCAUCACCACUUUGCCAAGACAGAGUAUGGUGAUGAGAUUGAAAAUAUAACAGACAAAGCACCACUUUUUCCUAAAGAUUUAUUUACAUUUGAAGAACGACGACGUGGUGCUGUGAUUCUUCAUGUGCUUGGUGUUGUCUACAUGUUUGUCGCACUAGCAAUAGUAUGUGAUGAAUUUUUUGUACCGUCACUGGAUGUAAUUAUUGAGAAACUUGAAAUAGCUGAUGACGUGGCGGGAGCAACAUUCAUGGCAGCAGGAGGUUCAGCUCCUGAACUAUUUACUUCAAUCAUCGGUGUCUUCGUGUCAUUUGAUGAUGUGGGUAUUGGUACUAUCGUCGGGUCUGCUGUAUUUAAUAUUCUAUUUGUCAUUGGCAUGUGUGCCAUAUUUUCUAAGACGGUUCUAUCUUUAACGUGGUGGCCGCUAUUUCGCGAUUGCACUUUCUACAGCGUCAGCUUGCUAACUCUUAUCUACUUCUUUCGUGACAACUUUAUACACUGGUAUGAAGCACUUAUUCUCUUUAGCUUCUACCUGGCCUAUGUCAGCUUUAUGAAAUGGAAUCAACCAAUGGAGAAGCUGGUCAAGAGGAUACUCUACAGAAAUAAAGUUACCAGAGUCCGGUCGACUGACCAGCUCAUGCCAUCGCACCAGAGCGCUGCCCAGGCAUUGCAGCAUCCAAAUGCAACAAAUAGCAGUGAGACAAGUGUAGGAGGGACUUCAGGUGCUUGUGGAAGCAGUGGAGCAGCAAUAAAUGCAGAUGCCGGAUGCAGUAGUCGAGGUGGAAGUAGCAGUGGGCAAGGUGUCUGUGAACAAUCAUCUCACCCAGGUGGUGGUAGUGGCGGUCAUCACUCUUCAAGAGAGAGUCACGCCAAGUUUAGGCACGGCCUACUACAAUUGAUGAUCCACACAAUUGAUCCGCUCCACGACGGUCAGUCCCGCCCCGGCAAAGUGGACGAUAAAGCUACGCAGCUGCACGCUAUAGCAUCAUUAAAAGUGUUACUGGAUGCUACGAGGCCUCAAAAUGGUGCUGCUGCGUCAACGUCAGCACAAUACUCAGGUGCUACUUCCAAAGAAACUGCUCUUCAGCUUCAGCAAGGCUCUCAAGGCACUACAACAACCACCACAACCACUACCACAGCUGGAACCACUGCUGGUAUUCAGGAACUUCCUAAUGGUGGCAUUGCUACUGGUUUUGAUGCCGGGCUUGAAUCGGGUGAAGAAGAUGAGCCACCAGAAGCACUGGAUAUGGCAUGGCCCAAUAGUCCUAAAAAGAGACUAACUUACAUUCUGGUUGCGCCUAUUAUAUUUCCUCUUUGGCUAACUCUACCUGACACGCGAACCCCAAAAGGUAAAAAAUUCUUCGCUGUGACAUUCAUUGGAUCGAUAUUUUGGAUAGCAGCGUAUUCGUACCUGAUGGUCUGGUGGGCAAAUGUUACCGGUGAUACAAUACAAAUACCACCGGAGGUAAUGGGUCUUACAUUUUUGGCUGCUGGAACCAGUAUUCCUGAUCUUAUAACGAGCGUGAUUGUGGCACGAAAGGGUUUUGGUGAUAUGGCAGUCUCUAGUUCCGUCGGUAGCAAUAUAUUCGACGUGACUGUUGGGCUUCCGGUGCCAUGGCUUCUAUAUGGUUUGAUUUACGGCAAACCAGUAGAAGUUAACUCAGUCGGGAUGGUCUGCAGCAUCGCUAUACUCUUCUGCAUGCUGCUCUUUGUUAUCCUAAGCAUUGCUUGCUUUAAGUGGCGAAUGAACAGAGGCCUCGGAUUUACUAUGUUCCUUCUAUAUUUUGUUUUUGUUGCCGUGUCACUCAUGUUUGAGUACCAAAUACUCGUGUGUCCCGUUUAGGAAAUAUUUAAACCGAGCAACGUACAACCACUCAAGUGUUCGCUGACUCACCGAUUUUAUUUCACAUAUUACUAUGUUAUUAUUCUUAUUAUUAUUAUUUAUCUUUAUUAUUGUUAUUAUUAUUAUUAUAAUAUUUAUUGCAAUUAUCGAUACUAUUUGCAAAUAUUAUUACAAAUAAAUAGUUCUCAAGUCGGUCUGUUAUUUAGUAAGCUCUGUAAAUAUGUAUAAACCUUGAAGUUAUUAUCAUGCAAUUUUUUUAUUGUAUGAAUUUGUAAACGGUUUUAUAAAGACGUCUGCAUUUAUUUAUUUAUUUACUUAAAAGAAAUGAUAUUAGUUUAAUUUUGACACAAUAAACUCUCAAUUGUUUGAACAAUACAAAACACUUAUCAAGAAGUUAGAGUAGUUGAUAAGAAUAAAUUUUCGCAAUUUUGUAUUUAAUAAAUAAAUAUACUAAUAUAAAUCGACUGCGAGUGAAUUAGAUAUUUGGAGGAUAUUAGUAUAGAUUAUGAUUCAGUAAAUGAGGUUUUUACGUUCUUACAAUUGAGUGUCACGAUAUUCUAAAAAAAAAAAAAAUUUGAGACUUUAAAUAUUUUAUUGAAACAUUACAUUUCAUGUAAAUAAUAAAAAUAAUGAUGGAGUAUUAUUGAAUGAUCGAAUAUGUGUAGAGAAUGCUUAUGAAUAAAUUGAACAAGUACAGUAGCUAAGAAAUAAAAAGUAAAAAUAAAGCUUGAUAUACAUAAAUGAAAGAAUUUUUGCAUAAUCUAUUAAAUCAUGAAAUAUAAAAAAAUAAAAAGAGUUUUUUGACUGCUUCAUUGCAGCCUUAUAGCUUAAUUAAAAUCGCCAUUUAACCGUGAUUAAAAAAUUUGUUGUACAUUGUAACACCAUAAAGUCAUUAAUGAAAUUUAUAAUAAAACAAAAAGACUUGAAUGAUUAACAAAAAAAAAGUAAAAUACAUAAUUCAUACAAUAAUGAAUAUAGUUUAUGUAAAAUAUUGCAUUUCAAAAAAAUGAACUGUAUAAAUGUUAACACAUUCAUUAUAUAAUGGUAUUAUUGAAAACAGUGGUUCAAAGCGUAGAAAUAUUCAUAUUAAAAAGUUGAUUCUUACACAUAAAAUUUAGUUCGAUACUUAUAUAUACGUGCAUAUUAA